Daphnia magna is the source of this 1250-nucleotide messenger RNA. Its product is annotated as beta-1,3-glucan-binding protein-like. NCBI's taxonomy places the organism in Eukaryota, Metazoa, Arthropoda, Branchiopoda, Diplostraca, Daphniidae. The record is from RefSeq and is a predicted model, not a curated record. Gene Ontology annotation, biological process: carbohydrate metabolic process. The coding region runs from base 99 to 1157 and encodes 352 amino acids. Gene Ontology annotation, molecular function: hydrolase activity, hydrolyzing O-glycosyl compounds. The transcript is spliced from 6 exons.
CAUAUAAAUCACCAUAAAGUGUUUCAAUUUCGACACUCCUUAUUGAGGGGUUAGAUGCAAAAGGCUAGAGUACAAUUUUAGCUCACAUAAGCAAGAAAAUGAAGUUUACCUUUUUUGCCUUAUUUGGGUUGGCCGUUUGCCAUGCAGUCAGCAUCCAAAGCCAGGCACGUGGCCCUAUCAUUUGGCAGGAAGAAUUCGACACUCUUGACUACAGCAGAUGGAAACACUUGAUCACAGCAUGGCGAGGUGGUAACAACGAAUUCCAGUAUUACGACAACCUACCAGAAAACAGUUAUGUCCGAGACGGUAUUCUGUACAUAAAGCCAACUUUGACUGCGGACCGUUUUGGCGAGGAUUUUCUGUACAAUGGCGUGCUCGAUUUGAAUCAGGAGGGCUGCAACGUAGACAUUGACGGAGGCUGCUACGUAGUGGCUGGAAAUGAAAUUAUCAAUCCUGCCCAGUCUGCCCGGAUGGUAACAAGCGAUUCAUUCAGUUUCACCUAUGGAACGAUCGAAGUCAGGGCUAAAAUGCCUAAAGGAGAUUGGCUUUGGCCAGCUAUUUGGAUGCUUCCUACGGACAACGUUUACGGCGGUUGGCCGCGAUCGGGUGAGAUUGACAUUGUAGAAACAAGAGGAAACGCCGACUUUUCAUGCAAUGGAUAUCCAAUUGGGAGACAAUUGGCCGGCAGCACUUUGCAUUGGGGUCCAGAUCCUAGUCAAAACCGUUACGAAUUGACCCACUGGGAAAAGAUUAUUCAAGAUCCCGAUUUCGCCACUGAUUUCCAUACCUUUCGUGUCGAGUGGCUCCCAAACGGCUUUCAAUUUUACAUUGAUAAUCAAAUGAUUGGUGAAAUGUAUCCACCAGCAGGUGGAUUCUGGGAAUUGGGUGGAUUUAAUGGACAGAAUUUGUGGAGCUCCGGCACCGUCAUGGCACCUUUCGAUCAAAGAUUCCACUUCUUGCUUAAUGUCGCCGUUGGAGGCAAUUUUUUUCCUGACGGGUGCCAAAACGCAGUUUACGAUAAACCAUGGACAGCCUCUGACCCGACACAGAUGAAAACUUUCUGGGAAAGCCGUGACAAAUGGCUGCCCACAUGGAAUGCUGCAACGGAGGACAACACGAUGCAAGUUGACUACAUUCGCGUGUAUCAACUGGGCUAAAAUUCUGGAAUACCCAUGAAAUGUUUACAAUUGAUUUAUCAAAUUAGUACAAGACAAGUGCUUUAAAUAGAUAAACCGAAUCAUAAUCACGUA